Molecule: messenger RNA, 13806 nt
Organism: Porites evermanni
Lineage: Eukaryota; Metazoa; Cnidaria; Anthozoa; Scleractinia; Poritidae
Source: the annotation of a GenBank genome assembly
AGAAAGCCAGUCAAGUGUUGAAAUAACAAAGCUACGGAUUGAUCACGUGAUGUGGUGUGCAUUUCAAUUCAUACAGAACGCUGACCAACCAGGUCGGUACAAUUGCAUCCGUUGAGUGGAAGAGCACUUAGUUUUACGUGAAUAAUUUCAUUCCAGGACCUUUUUGACUGACCGCCAAGGACUCCCCGUGCAGAUAAAUAGUUGAACAACGCAUCUGAAAGGAUUUUUAUCAUCGCUUACAGCUUCAAACUUUGGUCCGUUGUGGGUACAUGUUGGUCUAUUGUUGAGAACUGGUGAGUCGAGUCCAACAUGGCGUCGUUUAGUAAAUUUAAAGCUUAGAUUUCUGUUUAAGCAACUGAAGGAUGUGAUCCAAGUACUCCGGAGGUAGAAGAAGAAUAAUAUGGAGUGUAAACGUACAGUGGAUUAGCUUAAAUGCUUGAGAAAUGAACGAUGUGUCGUUAUACGCACUAUUGUUCCGAAGGGACGUGUAUCAGUCCGUGGAAUGUUUGUCUCUUCAGAACUAAACUUUGGCUAUGGUAUAUGGUGUUAUUAUGGGCGACAAGUGUGUUUGAUCCUCAUCCUCGUUACUCAAAUGCAUCAACGGUGGUCACGACCACUUAUUAUAUUUCUGAGGGGCUGCCUAACGGAUCUUUUGUCGGCAGCGUGUCACACUUCACUUUCGAUUUUGUGUCUGUACUGGUGGGUAGUAAGUUUUCUACUGAUUUGCGCGUUGACACAGUACAGAACAUAAUCACAACCGAAGCUGUUUUAGAUCGUGAAAAGGUUCCAAUUUACACCAUCUCGUUACUCGAUUCUUCCACUGGAGCUUCGUCUACUGUUUGGGUCAAUGUAACCGAUUUGAACGAUAACAGUCCUUCCUUCUUACGCGCUGUUUACAAUUUGGAAUUUACCGAGGGCAGGAGUGUACUUCGAAUUCUCAAGGCCACGGACAGAGAUUUUGGCUCAAACUCCACGCAACAGUACUCAAUUUUAUCAGGAAAUAUUGGAGGUGUUUUUGUGUUAAAACUUUUCACCGAUCGGUAUGGAGCAACAUGCGCAAAUUUAGUUUUAGCGGCCGGAAAAGAACUUGAUCGUGAAACGCGUGACUCGUAUAUGUUGAACAUUUCAGCAAGCGAUGGAGGCAACCCCCCUCGACGGGGCUUCACGCUGCUAAAUAUUACAGUAGGAGAUGCGAAUGAUAACAGACCGAUCUUUACAAACAGGUCAUAUUCAAUCUACGUUAAAGAAAAUUCACCUGUGGGCACUUCGAUUGGUAAAGUUUUCGCUUCUGAUGAGGAUAUUGGCGCGUUUGCUCAAGUCGUGUAUUCGAUCGAUCGCAGUUCGCGCUCGGAUCCUAAUAGCGUCUUUAGUAUUGAUGCUAACACUGGUGUUUUGUAUAAUAUUAGGUGGCUUGAUUAUGAAAGCGUUCGUGAGUACAAGAUCUAUGUUCAAGCAGAGAACGCUGGUGCUCCAUUCAUGAACGACGAAGUGCCAGUGUCAAUUCAUGUUCUGGACGAGAACGACAACAAACCUGAUAUUCGAAUUGAAUUUGCGAUCAACGACUAUUAUCAAGUUUUGGAAAAUGCUACCAUUGGAACAACGGUGGCACGAAUUUAUGUUUCUGACAAGGAUUCUGGUGUAAAUGGAGAAGUUGAUGUAGAAAUAGAAGCAGGAAAUGGCCAUUUUAGUUUAAGAUCAGACCCAGCUAAUAAUGUUGAUAUUAUCGCUGUGGCAAAGGAACUGGACCGGGAAACACAGUCAUCAUACAAAGUGAGAAUUUUUGCCAAAGACCGCGGGCAACCCCAGCAAGUUUCACAAGAUGGCUUUAUAGCAAAUGUUGGAGAUGUUAAUGAUAAUUCACCCAAAUUUGAUCAAGCUGUAUUCACCGCUGUUGUGUCUGAAAAUGCCACCAUUGGCACCACUGCUGUUGUUGCCCAUGCCACUGAUAGAGAUGCUGGCUUAAACGCCAAGUUAACCUAUAACAUGACUUACCCGCUAGAGGAUUCUCUAUACUUUACGUGGUUCCAAAUUAAUUCAUCAACUGGUGAAAUAAAAACAAUGGCAUUGUUAGAUCGUGAGAAAGUUUCAAGGCCCGUGCUUCAUGUCACGGUGACUGAUUCUGGUGUUCCGUCAUUAAGUGGUAACUGUACAGUGUUCAUUAACAUAAGUGAUACUAAUGAUAAUGAUCCAGAGUUUACCAAGCCCGUAUACCUUGCUUCUGUCGAUGAAAAUACAGCCAAUGGCACACUAGUCAUUCAAGUUUCAGCAAAAGACAUUGAUAGUGGUUUAAAUGGAGUUGUGCAAUAUUCCUUAGAAGAUUUCCAAAAGGAAUUCCCAUUUGCAAUAAAUCCUAGUACUGGAGUUGUAACAACAUCUGGUCCUAUUGACUACGAACUUCAUUCCUCAUACCAUGUGAGAGUACUAGCAACAGAUGGUGGAGGCCGUGUUUCAAGGUCUGAUCUGAAUGUCUCUGUCGUAGAUGUAAAUGACAACUAUCCAAUAAUCAGUCCAGCAUCUUAUAACGUCACAGUGUAUGAAAACUUAACUGUCUCAGAUACUGUGGUAAAUGUCAUGGCAAAUGACUCUGACAGUGGUAUUUUCUCGCGUUUAACCUUUGCUUUUUCCAGUGGGAAUGGUAAUGGCAACUUUUACAUCAAUUCAUCCACUGGAGUAGUGACUCUUUUAAAACCACUUGAUCGUGAAACAGAGGACUUUCAUCAGUUUGAAGUAGAGGUUACUGAUGGUGGUGGAUUAAAAUCCAAACAUUCUGCCAUUGUACGAGUGACAGUUUUAGAUGUGAAUGAUGAGCCUCCUGUGUUUCAGCCCAGUUUUUACAACUUCACCAUCAUUGAAAAUUCUGAUGUUAAUACAGUCUUGGGAUCAGUCCAUGCUUCAAGCAAAGACCUUGGAACAAAUGCCGACAUUUACUACUCAAUCGUAGGUGGGAAUGUGGACAAUGUGUUCACAAUCAACUCAACUGGUACAAUUUUUACGCAGGGUAACAUUGACCAUGAAAAGACCCCCUACCUGUUGGUAACCAUACAGGCCAAGGAUGGUGGUUUCCCACCCCUGUUUGGGUUUGCAAACGUUAGUGUAACAGUCAUUGAUCUCAACGACAACAGCCCAUCGUUUUCGAGCAAUCAAAUUGAUGUCAAUAUUUUGGAAGAUACCAGAGUGGGACAAGUGUUUUACAAUGUGACUGCACAAGACUCUGAUAGUGGAAUAUUUGGUCAAGUGCAUUAUACACUUCUUUUCAAUCCCAAUAAUACAUUCAAGUUGGAUCCUUACAGUGGAGCCUUGUCUCUUACACAUGCUAUUGACUUUGAAGGACCCAGACAAUACACAAUCCAAGUCUUGGCAGAAGAUGGGGGGUCCCCAUCAUUAAAUGCAACUGCUACUUUCAAGUUAACUGUUGUUGAUGUGAAUGACCAUCCUCCAAGAUUUCCCAAUUCAUCUUAUAUUGCUCAUGUAAGCGAGGGUGCAGGCGGUGUGACAGACAUACUAAAUGUUUUGGCGACAGAUGCUGAUACCGGUGAUAAUGCCAGGAUUUCGUACAGUUUUCAAGCAGGUGUGGACACCAGCUUGUUUGGCAUAAAAUCUGAUGGGACUAUCUUCCGUAAAAAAGAUCUAGAUCGUGAACAGAAUGCUGUGUAUCAGUUCCGAGUUGUUGCCACUGACCAGGGAAAUCCACCCAAAAGUUCUACAGCAGAUGUUACAAUUUAUGUUGAUGAUAUCAAUGACAAUGACCCUAGAUUUACAUUGCCAUCUUACUUUUUUCAAGUCUCGGAGAACUCAAGCAACAGAACACGUGUUGGUCAGGUGUCAGCAACAGAUAGUGAUGCUGGAAGCAAUGCCAAAAUAUCUUACACUUUUGAAUUUUCAAGUCAGCAGUUUGUGAUUGAUCAUGAUACAGGAGUCAUAAGAACCAACCAAGUCCUUGACAGGGAGACCCGCGCAUCCUAUGUCAUGACAGUUGUGGCAAGUGACCAAGGAGUGAGUGCCAGAAGAGAGAAGACCAGUAUCACAGUGCGUGUUGAUGACCUCAAUGACAACAAACCCACCUUCAGGAAACUUUCAUAUGAGAAAGCAGUGGCUGAAAAUAUCCCAGCCGGAUCCUUUGUUAUCAAGGUGAGGAAAUAUCCUUUCAUAAUUAUCCAUUAACUGAUAUCAAGAUGUAUGUUCUCUGUACAUUUCCAGUGGUGCUAAUGAGGGAAUUAGUUUCAGUGAUCAUUUUCUUUUUUCUCAAUACCAUAUGUUAGUUUAGACAGAAUUAUUAGUAGGAACAAUUAUUAGCUUGUCACUGGCACAACAGUACAGGUUAAACAAAAGUCAAAGCCCACAAAAAAAUGUAUCGUCCUUAUUCUUCAGAAUUAUUCAAAACUUCAAAAUUCAAUCUUUGGAAAAUGCAAAACAAGUAUUAUUAAUGUUUAACGGCUGUCUUUGAUAUCAGAUAAAAAUGAGGCUUAAUUAUGUCCUCAGACGUUUGCGGCGAAAAUCUCCAAAAGUCACGAAGUAUUUUAAGCAUGAAGACGGCGAAAUAAAGCGUUUUUAAGCCAUUUAAUGGAUUCGUAGUCAACCAAAUCUAAAUUCUUUGGUAGUGUCCCUUGUCUUGGAAGAGGAAAUGAAAAUGAUCAAAAUGAAAAUCAAAAUUACUUUGCUGGUCUAAACUUGUGGGAAAUUUGAAACCGCAAAAUAUCCUUCGAUCAUUCUCUCCGUCACUUUAACUCUGGAGUACCUCCCCCUGGGCUCCGUCCCUAGUCUUGAUGUGUCUUGACAAGUUGUAUUACAACUGGCUUUGCAAAUAUCUUUAAACCUAGUUGUAGCUGUAGUGCGUGUUUUCUGGCUGAUCACAUUAGAAUGCAGGGUCACGUUUUAAAGAGGCUGUCUGUGACACGGCUGUCUGGUUCACUUUGUUGAUAGUACUAAAAACAUGUCCUUAUUGAAGUGUCAGCGAAAAGAUUACUGACAAAAUAAUAGAAUCACGGCUGCAUGUCAACCAAAUAUGACUCCCAAGCAUUUUAUCAAACGUCAAAAAAUCACCAAACCUUUAUCAGGGUUCGUACAGGUCAUGGAAAACCAUUUUCCAGGCCUGGAAAGUCAUGCCAUGGAAAAUUAAAGUUAUGUUUGGUAGAUUAGUUUAACUGCAGAUGUCAAGCAAGGACGAUGUACGAUAGAGAGGAGUUAUUAAACACCGCAAACGGCAUCCAUUUUGGUGGAGACAAAGUUUUUGUCUGUUGAACCGAGUUAGGUUAAAAAAUAAGGAAAGUUUUGGAAUUUUUGUCUAUUGUUUAUUUUUUUAGUUAAAAAUAUUUAAUUGACGAAGUUUGCGUUAAGAGUAACAAAAAAACAACUCAUCGAGGGGGCUCACAAAGUCGAAAGUGACAGAAUUAUACUUAGAAUCACGGAAAACUUGGAAAGGUCAUGGAAAAAGUCGUUGAAAGUCAUUGGAUCUGAACAGCUCAAAAUAGUACAAACCUUGUUGGUAAAGAAGUCUUUGAGCAUAUGGAGACAGCCAAAAAAAGGGUUUUUAAGCUAUUCAUUGAUUUUGUAGUUAGUCAAAUGUGAACUAUUUUGCUUGUUGUAGCCGGUUGUAAUACAAUUUCGUUAAAAGAUAUCAAGACCGGGGGUGGAGCCUAGAGGGAAAGGGGGAGGGGGGCGGUACUCCGGAAUGAAAAUGACGGAGAUAAUCGAAGGGCUUUUUGGGGGAUUUCAAAUUUUCCAGUUUGGAAUUCUUUUGGGUAGGAAAAUUUGGCAAAUAUUUUUGGGUACCUUGAUUUAAGUAGUGGGUCUUUUAGGAUUAAAAGCAAAAAAAAAUACUUGCCAAUUAUGGCAAAAUCUUAGCUUCAUGUCAAACAAAUAUGUCUUCCAAGCAUUUUAACAGUGAAACGUCAUAGUAAACAACACUGAAAAAUGAACUUUAAAAGAAUGUAAGGCUAACAGGCUUUCAUAAACCACACUUGCAAUCCGUUUUAAUCUUCUUUAUUUAUCUCCAUCGGUGCUUGUUUUGUAGAUGCCGUGUUAUCCAUGCCUUCUUUUAAUGUUUUGAUCUGUUUUUUUUUUUUUUUUUUUUCUCAAUUUUUUGACAGUUCCCAUCGUUCGAAUUUCGUGACACAGUUCCGUUAAAUUUCUCAAAAUUUUUUUUCAGGUUUUCCCGGAUGAUCCAGAUGAAGGUUCAAAUGGUGACAUCCAAUAUGACUAACAACACUGAAAAAUGGAUGUUAAAAUAAGUUAAGGCUUUCUGUCUUUCAUAAACCUCUCUUACAAUCCUUUUUAAACUUAUUUAUUUAACACCAACAGUACUUUUUUUGUAAAUGACGUGUUAUCCAUGCCUUCUUUUAAUUUUUUGAUCUUUUUUUUUUUUUUUUUGUUUUGCUCAAUUUGAUGACAGUUCCCAUCGUUCGAAUUUCGUGACACAGUUCCGUUAAAUUUCUCAAAAUAUUAUUGCAGGUUAUCGCGGAUGAUCCAGAUGAAGGUUCAAAUGGUGACAUCAGAUAUGACACAGCAAGUGGUCACAUUCAUUCGGACACCACCAUGUUUAAUGUGGAUGCUCAAACAGGUGAUAUUACAACCGCAGCGAGGUUGGACCGCGAGAAAAAGGACCGAUAUACUCUGUAUAUCGUAGCAAAAGACCACGGAUCCCCACCAAAUGAUAACAUUGUUACGGUCAUUAUUCAUGUGCUGGAUGAGAAUGACAACCCUCCGCGCUUCCUCAACAACAGUUUCUUUGUGAACGUCCAGGAGAAGCUUCCGGUUGGAACUGUCGUGACCAGUGUGACAGCUAAAGAUAUCGAUGCAGGCAACAAUGGUGAGGUGCGUUACACAAUUGAUCAAGGUAAUAGUGGGUCAGUAUUUCAAAUCAACGCGACUUCCGGGGUUAUCACCCUUCAAAAGCAGCUGGAUUUUGAGCGAAAGAACAAGUAUCUGUUGAGGGUUGUAGCCAGAGACCAAGGUCUAAACAGCCGCAGCAGCUUCCUGUUCGUGACUGUUUACGUGUUGGAUUCCAAUGACAACAUGCCCACUUUUGAUAAGAACCCGGUCACUGUAUCCUUGUAUGAAGGCGUUCCUAAGAACCACAAUGUGACGCAAAUCAUAGCACACGAUUACGAUUCCGGUCAGAACAGCUGGAUUCGGUAUUCAAUCGAUUCUCAAUCGCCAGGCACAAAAUUCACAGUCGAUUCAUCGAGUGGUGUGGUCCAGACCAUCGGAGAAAUCAAUCGUGAGUCGGUUGACGAGUACACAUUAACCAUCCGAGCGACUGAUCAAGCUUUUACUGAAUCCGAGCGUUUAUCUAGUACUAUAACGCUGUUUAUCAUUGUGUCAGACAGGAAUGACAAUAAGCCAGAUUUUGUGUCACCAAAUUUUACGUUCGUGAUGGAAGACGAACCCUUCAGUUACCCCAUAAUUACCAUUACCGCUAUAGACCAAGAUUCUGGUGAAAAUGCACUAGUAAGAUACAGAAUAGAGCACGGAGACAACGGGGAGUUUGGCUUAGAUCCUGUCACUGGUCUGUUAAAACUGAACCGCAGGCUGGACUAUGAAAGCAAACCCAAGUACAUCUUGAACAUUUCUGCUACAGAUCAAGGUACCCCAGCUCUUUCCUCCUAUCAGCUGCUGACCAUAUAUCUCGUGGACGUAAACGAUAAUGCGCCGCAGUUUAACCAGAGUCUGUACCUCGGUGACGUUAGGGAGAAUGUACCAGUUGGUACUUCUGUGAUGCAGAUUAGCGCUUAUGACGCAGACAGUGGUUCAAACGGCGCGUUAAGCUACAGCAUCCCAAGGGGUGCAGUGAAGUCCAACUUCGCUAUUGACGGAAAUAGUGGUGUAAUUUACACGAAUUUUACGCUGGAUCGCGAAGAAAAAGAUGAAUACUUCCUGACAGUGUAUGCAACAGACAACGCGUUUCCUUUCCAUGUGGCUACAUGCACCGUGAAAAUAACAGUGUUGGAUGAGAAUGAUCACGCGCCUGCAUUUAACCCCACGCGCUUGAAUUUAACUGUGAUGGAAAACCGCAGCCCGUACAUGUUUCAUGUCUUAGCGGCUCAAGAUCCUGAUGUGGGCCAAAAUGGCCGCUUACGCUAUGUUAUAAAACGUGGCAACGAAGAUGGAAAAUUUAAGAUUGAUGGGUUUACUGGGGAGCUUUCUUCGACAGCUAGCCUUGACAGAGAAAGAAAAGCUCAGUAUAAUCUUGAGAUCGAAGCAAGCGACCUUGCCUCGCCAUUCCACAAUUCCAGCGCUUUCGUGACAAUUUUCGUCGGAGACGAGAAUGACCAAACCCCAAGGUUCCUGAAAUCAUCUUAUGAGGUUAGCAUUCCGGAGCUUACACCUGUUAACACUGCUAUUAUCAACGUGACAGCUACCGAUAGCGACUUGGGACUAAACGGACAAGUGGUGUAUUCCCUAAGCAAUAAAACGUUUGGUAUCUUCAGGAUAGAUUCCAAAACUGGAGUGAUCUACACUCUGCAGGAGUUUGACUUCUCGGUCAAGCAGGAGUACUUCUUUAACUGUUAUGCAACGGACCAGGGCGUUGUACCGAGGCAAGCGUCAGUUGAAGUGAAGGUUUCUAUCGUUGAUGAGAACAACCACGCCCCUGUGUUUGAGAUGCUACCCUAUAAAAAAGUGGUGCAGUCUGUUUCACCAGGGGAGCUGCUCGUAAGAGUACGCGCCACAGACAGGGAUUCUGCGUCUGUAACUCAUCUGACCUACAGACUCAUAAACAGUUCGUCGCAGCAGUAUUUUGAACUGUCAAGCAACUCUGGAGAGCUGAGAGUCAAACAAGGCGUUUCAAACGUUCCAAACGGAGCUUAUAUUUUAAACAUCCUCGCAGAUGAUGGUAACUUCACAGGAAGAGGGAUUGUAGAGAUUUUCGUCGGUCCAAUCACGGGGGCCCAACCAAGGUUCCUAAACAGUACACCAGCGUACGUCUCCCUUGCCGAGAACAGCGCGAGGAAUCACGAAGUAACACGAGUACUUGCUACCUCGACUGGGUCAGCUGCUAUCGCUUAUAGUAUAGUCGACGGUAACGCGGGUAACGCCUUUUAUAUUGAUCCUCAAAGUGGUGUCGUGACAGUUGCUAAUCCAUCUCAACUCGACUUUGAAAGACUUCGCUCCAUUCGCCUUCAUAUUAUUGCGUCACUACCGUCGUCACGCAACGCCUACUUAACACUGUACGUGAACUUGACAGAUGUAAAUGACAACAAACCGGUAUUUUAUCCUGCCAAUAAGUCUGUUCAACUCCAAGAGGAUAAUGCGUUACUGUCCAGCGGUUUUUUGCCAAGAACAGUUGCCACAGUGACGGCAACAGAUAAGGAUUCUGGGAACACCGAAAGAAUGACUUAUGAACUGACCGCCGGGAACGAAAACAACAAAUUCAACAUAAAUUCACAAACAGGCGUGAUAUCUACUCAAGGCUUCAUUAACCGUGAAGAUCAUUCUUCUUACGACUUAGUUGUCAAGGCAACUGAUCGAGGAAGCCCACCUCAAUCCAGUUUUAGUCACGUGGUUAUAAAUAUCAUCGACGUGAACGAUAACAUCCCAGCAUUCACAGGGCCUUACACGGUGAACGUUAAUGAAGAUCUCAAAGUUGGAUCUGUUGUGAAGCGAGUCAUUGCAGUUGACAGGGAUGAGAACCCAAACCUGGUUUAUUCCUUCAGUGACGGUACGUUCAGUCAGAGUGUAUUUAACAUUGAUGGUUUCACUGGAGAUGUAACUCUGCGUAGAUCACUCGAUUACGAACUUACACGAUACCAUUUGUUGUACAUCAAUGUCACUGAUGGAACCUAUCAAUCACAGACAACUUUAACGGUUGACGUUAAUGACGUUAAUGACAACGCUCCCAGUUUCCUGAACAGCUCCUAUCACGCCACGUUAUCUGAGGAAACCGCGGCCGGAACUUCAAUCCUGCAAGUCAGCGCUGAAGAUCGAGACAGCGGUACAAACGGUCAGCUGAGCUACGCAUUCGUUUCUUUCGUUGACGAUUUCAGGAUCAACGCAACUUCCGGUGUUAUCUACACGGCCAAAAAAAUCGAAGUGAGCAUGCGCGAUUCUCUUCUCGUCAUUGGUGUGUCUGCAACCGAUCAUGGGGUCCCCCCUCAGCGUGCCUUUGUCGCUAUGCAGAUUCGAAUCAACCGAAUACCGAAGUUCGCGGAGGCUGCGUACGAAGCAAGCAUUCCCGAAAACACCGAACCUGGCACUUCAGUCCUUACGGUCAAAGCUGCUGAAGAUGAUUCGGGGAUUAACGUAGCGAAGAUCAGUUAUUCUAUUAAAUAUGGCAACUCUCAAUCGCUCUUCCGAAUCGGGCGCCGAAGUGGAAUUAUUGAAGUCAAUAAGCAAGGCCUAGACUACGAAAAAAUGAAGAGCCAUUUGCUUGGCGUAGAAGCGAGAGACGACAGCACCAAUAAAAGCGUUGUUGUGAGAGUUAAUAUUACAAUCACAGAUGUCAAUGACAAUUCACCAGUCUUUGAUCCCGUCAAAUACAAGACGGAAGUCAACGAAGAUAUAUCGGUUGGCACGUCACUUCUCCGAGUGAAUGCCUCGGACGAGGACUCGGGAACUAACGGACUAUUGAGUUAUUCUAUCGUGUCAGGAAAUGAUAAGCAGUCUUUUGACAUUGACAGCACAAGCGGUGAAAUCAGCACAAUCAAGAGCUUGGAUCAUGAGAGUGCGAAGAAGCAUCGGCUAUCAGUACAAGCCGAAGAUCAAGGUCAGAUACUAUUUUAGUUGUCGCAGUUUUUCUCUUAAUUUCGCGCCUUAUUUUUUUAAGACGGAACAACCAAAGGCUUUACAUCUUAAGAAAAAUGCCACAAUAUUUGUUUUGGUACGGCUCAAUUACCUCAGUUUUACAUGGUCACACUUGAGGAUCUCAACCACAGACAUACUGAUUUUUUUCGCUCGUCUCUCGGUUCCAACUCUACCCGGCGGUAAGCCUGUAAUCUGUCUUUCGAUUUUGGGCGUUGACGUUACUUUUCCUUUGUUAUUUUUUCAGGUCUCAAUCCAAAGGUUAGGCGUUCACUGGCAUCUGUAACCAUCAUAGUAGUUGAUCUCAACGACAACAAACCGGUGUUCAAAAUUCCUCUCCCUGGGGAGGUAGCAGUGGAAGAGAACUCUCCCGUGGGUACCCCGUUCUAUAAGGUCGUCGCUAUAGAUAAAGACUCAGCUAGCAAUGGUAGAGUCAUGUAUAGCAUCACAGGGGGGAGUGGAUACGGGCUUUUUGUCAUCGAUCAGUCCAGCGGAAUGCUUAGUACCAACGUUUCUUUUGACUACGAGGCCCGGUCGCUUUACGUCUUGGAAAUUACUGCUGUAGAUUUAGGAAACCCUCCCCUCUCGAACAAACUUAACUUGACAGUUCACGUGAAGAGUGUUGACGAGAAGGCACCCGUGUUUGCGAAAGCCAGUUAUUCAUUUUCUGCUAUUCCCGGUAACGCGGAAAUUGGACACCGCGUCGGCUUUGUCAAUGCGACGGAUGAAGACGGUGGAGAAGACGGCGUGAUACGUUACAAGGUGGAUUUCAGUAGUAAGAAUGUCUUCGGAAUCAAUGAAAUUUCUGGGGAGAUCUUUGUGAACGAUUCCCUUAAAGGAGAUGGUAAUAAUGAUAAUAAGCGCCGCCGAAGAAGUAUCGAGGAAAGUAAAGAACAGCACUCAACUCGGAGAGUCAGACGAGAGACUGGCGUGACACCUGUCACGCUACGGAUACGAGCCGAUAGCGGGAAAUCUGAUUCGAAAUCCGACAUUGCUUCGGUGUACGUGGACAUCGAUUUCUCAUGUUCCGGAUGUGGGACUACAAAGGAACAGUUUGAAGAUAACGGAACGUCCGAAAGGAUUAUUAUCAUUGUCUUAGCUGUCGUAGCUGGAGUUAUUUUAAUCGCUUUUAUCAUUUUUAUAGCAGCUCUCUUCACGCGGAAGAAGAAAAAGAGGAGAAAUCGUCAGAAUGGUCGCUUGGGGUUCGAUGGUUCGUUUGAUGAGAUCACUGUGCACCCGUCGCCUCCGAACGGAAACAUCAACCACGUGGACUCUUCACUUGAAAACGUCUCUACUCCGCGCGGUUACUCUCAAGAAUGCUCCCCAUUAAACGGUCCCAGCGACUCUCCUGCGCGCGGAACGGAGUCUUCGGACACUCCGAACAGCGCGUCAAGUGGCCGAGGGUCUUCCGAAGGUGUAGAUUUCGAGGUCGAUCAUCCGCCAAUACUUGUGAACGGAGAUAUAGGAAGCCUUCACUCGGAGAAUUACGUUAAAACCGUGAUGGGACCUGAUUCUGGCAUUCAGCAAGAUUCUGAUCAAGUUUCUCAACUUACGAUCAGCGAUGGAAGUAGUAUGACACAGGGAGAAGGUCUCGCAAUUGAUAAGCAGAGCGAUAAAAUCGACAGAAGAAUAUUCGCUCGGAUUGUAAGUCAAGAAAGUCUUCACGUGUUUGGUGAAGAGGGAGGUGGAGAAGCCGAUGGUGGAGUUGAUGUCGGUAACUUGUUGUACGCGAAGCUUUCCGAAGUUGACGCUGACGAAGAUGAAUCGAUUAUCGAUGGUAUGCAGCCGUACAUUGACGAAGGUCACGAUCAUCCUUCUUACGGAGGUUCGUUAAGUUCGAUCGUAGGAAGUCGUGAGGAACUAACCGGAAGUUACAACUGGGAUUACUUGUUGGACUGGGGCCCUCAGUUCCAGCCGUUAGCUGACGUUUUCUUAGAAAUCGGCAAAAUGAAAGACGAUAAUCCUCCCAAGAAAACGAUGAGUUUGAGUUUACCUUCAAGCCGUGAUUCGCGGAAUCCUCCCACUGGAAUGUUAACAACAGAUAUGCUAUCUUCAGUGUCCUCCUUACCUCGCUCACCCAUCAGUCCUCCUUCCACCCGCUACUCAUCUCCUGCUUUUUCUCCCAACUUUACUCCCGCCAUUACACCGUUAGUGACUCGUUCUCCGUCAGUUUCUCCCCUGGACACGGGAACUCCUUCUCCAGCGGGGACCACGCCCAAAUCAGGAUCCAGGCCAUCUUCAAUGCAUGUGUUGCAACUAAGAAGAGACUCGCACGAUGGAUCGAAUUCAGACUUAACUCAUUCGCCGUCAAUAUCAGACAAUGAAUCGAAUCUAGAGGUCGACGUAUAGUGGACUACAUUUUACUAUCAAACCGUAGUCUUAAGGCUUAUUAAAGACAAGUUCCCUUUUCUCUCAGUGAGGUUAUUCUCCAUGAGCUUUUUGCGAUACUUCUUACGUAACUAUCCUGAAAAGAAAAGAGGACUUAUUAACAUCCUACAUGGACUGCUUGCACCUCCUUUUCUCUCUAGAGUCCCGGCCUUUCUGUUCUUUUUAAUUAGAUCAUUCGUUCUAAAGUAGAACUACCGCUUAUGGACACUUCCUGCAAGCGGACAUGUAGUGAUUGUGGCAGCGACAUGAAAACCCUUUGCAUUUUAUAAAUUUCCUUCAACUCCGUUCCCAGGCUCUGUCUCCUUGUGCUGGAGAGCCCGGGAACGAGGUUGACUUUUCCUCAGCGGGCACCUCUGCUGAGCGAACAAUUUUUCUCGUCUCAGUGCAGUGGUGGUCGCGUAUGGAAAUUUCAACUGUAAUUUCUAAGAAAUGACUGAAAAGAAUGCUGUCAACAUUCUAAAUUUUACACAGGCUUAAACUUGUGUCUUUGUUAAGGUUUCACUCAUGGAAAUUUGAAGUCGCUAAGCAUGAAAAAAUUUUCUUUUUGAGGCGUUUUUACAAAGCUAAGUCUUACUAAAGUUUUGAACACGUUUUGGUUUAAAGGGGUGUGAGUCAUAAUCGAGCUUUUAUACGAAUGCAUAAUUCAGUUUAAUAUAAAGAUGGCGCAGUAAUUCAACUGACUAG